AUGGACUCCAUUGCUGCCACUGACCUGGACGCUCAUUCCUGGGUGGCUCUUGCCAUUUUCUUGUUUGCUCUCGUAUUUGUGAUCCGACCUGUCCAUGUUCGCAUCAACAAGCACAUUACCCUUCACUUCAACUUGGCGACGGCACCUCCUCUGGGUCUAGUGGUCUUAUUGUCAAGCCAGACAAUUCAUUGGCAAACCAUAGCGGAUGGCUUCCUAGGGACGAAUGUUGGCGUAGAGCCAUAUGCCAUCAUGCUACUCUUUUAUUCAUUGGCUUACAUUUGCAUCUCGCUUGAUUCAACUGGAUUCAUCCAAUAUUGUGCAUUUUGGGUUUCACGCAAAGCAGGCAAUCGUGGACAUUUGGCAUUCUCUCUCUUUUUUAUCUUGACAAGCUUGAUCAGUGGCCUUGCAAGCAAUGAUGUCGUGGUGUUGACAGGAACAGCUUUUCUCUCGUAUUUUACACGUGUAUCAGAUAUUCAACCUACAGCAUUUCUCAUGAGUGAAUUCACAUCAGCCAACAUUGCAUCCAUGGCCAUUUAUAUCGGCAAUCCUACCAACGUGGUGGUUUCGGAAGCAUUCAAUAUCAACUUCGUUACUUAUUCAGCCUGGAUGUUGUUGCCGACCUUCAUUUGCCUUGGUAUUGCAUACAUUGCUUUGCGUGUGGUGUUCCACAAUCCAAAGUAUGUUCCCCGCGUGAUAUACCCUCCCGAUGCAGAACCCAAGUCGGUGCUCAUUGAUCCCAAAGGAGCAGUAUUUGGUUUGGUGCUACUUGGUACAUGUUUGGCUACAUUGAUUGGAACCUCCUUUGUCCACGGUGUCUCUGUAUGGAUGGUGACAUUGCCAUUCGCCAUCAUUAUGCUUAUACGUGACGUAUGGUAUGAUCUUUAUGGAUCAAAGCAUCAAGACAAGGAACUCAAGAGACCACAACCAAUGACGGCUUCUCAACGUGCUGAUACAGGAGAUCAAUCGACAGUGAUAGAACUUGGUGUUUUAUCUCGGCAGGAUCAGGAUGAAGGAGGAGAUGAUCCUGGUACGCCUAUUCGCAACCGUAAUACUACAACUACUACACCAACUACUCAUCCAUCACCAUCACCAUCACCAUCACCACCUGAUGCUGCUUCUGUUGUUGAAACGGCAACCACCGAUCAUGAAGCCACCAUGAAAAAUUCGAAUGAUGAUGAUGAUGGAGAUGUCAAGGAUAUGUUGAAACGCACACCUAGAUGGUCACGAUUCUUUUGGCGGCAUAUCCCUGGUGUAGCAUCAGUCAUAGCACGCAUGCCAUGGACGAUCCUUCCAUUUGCUUUGAGCAUGUUUGUAUUAGUGGAAGGCCUUUCAGAAGUUGGAUGGAUUGCUAUCUUUGCAAAGGGAUUACAUGUGGUUACGAUCCAUUAUGCCGCCACUGUGUUUGGUGUGAUGGGCAUUUCUAUCCUUGCAUGUCAACUUCUCAACAACUUGCCAAUGACGAUUUUAUUUACACGCAUUUUACAACACCCUAAUUUCAAUCAAGGCGAACAGCUACCUGAAGUCGUGGUGCAGGCAGCCGUACUUGGGCUGGUGGUUGGUAGCAACUUGGGUGCAUGCCUUACAUUAGUAGGGAGUCUUGCAGGAAUCAUGUUCGAGCACAUACUCAAGACAAAAGGCAUAUUCACAUUGGGCUACUUUCAAUUUCUCAAAUGGAAUCUUAUCUUAUUGCCUAUUAUUGCAGCAGCAGCAGCAUCUGUAGUCAUUGGCGAACUCUGGUUUAUUUAUUUACGUUGA
Messenger RNA from Lichtheimia ornata, 1755 nucleotides. RefSeq lists its product as uncharacterized. Gene Ontology annotation, molecular function: arsenite transmembrane transporter activity. The transcript has 4 exons. Gene Ontology annotation, cellular component: membrane. Bases 1 to 1755 code for a protein of 584 amino acids. Gene Ontology annotation, biological process: transmembrane transport; arsenite transport. NCBI's taxonomy places the organism in Eukaryota, Fungi, Mucoromycota, Mucoromycetes, Mucorales, Lichtheimiaceae. The record is from RefSeq and is a predicted model, not a curated record.